AUGCAGGCACCGUCAGACUACAACUACUCCCUACCUUCGGGCCCGAGUAUGCAUGCUUCUGCGUCGUCUGCCCAACAGCGAAAACCUUCUUGGCAGUCCCAGCGACUGUCCACCCGCUCUGGAAAGUCGGGCCAUGCUCUGUCGCCGCGACACUCGGCCUCCUCCGUGCAUGCACGGGAUGCUAGGCGUGAGGGGUCCCAACAGCAGCAGCAAGAGCAGCUGCGCCGGGCAUCGCUUUCGGCAUCUGCACACUCGUCCCAGUCUGAGUGGUGGCGGGUACAUCUAUUCCGCGGCAUGAUCUGUGAUCUCAAGCGCAGAGCCCCCUAUUAUUGGAGCGAUUGGACUGACGCGUGGGACUAUCGCAUUGUGCCAGCCACUGUGUACAUGUAUUUUGCUAAUAUUCUGCCCGCUCUGGCUUUCUCCCUGGAUAUGUUUGAGAAAACAAACCAGAGCUUCGGUGUCAAUGAGGUUCUGCUCGCGUCUGUUCUCGGUGCUGUAGUUUUUGCUGUCUUCGCAGCUCAGCCCUUGGUUAUUGUUGGGGUUACUGGUCCCAUUACUGUGUUCAAUUACACUGUUUACGAUAUCAUCACGCCCCGGGGUACACCUUACCUGCCUUUUAUGUGCUGGAUCGGCAUCUGGUCUUUGAUUAUGCACUGGGUUCUGGCCAUCACCAACGCUUGCAACGGACUUACUUACGUCACCCGCUUUUCGUGCGACAUUUUCGGCUUCUAUGUCGCCUUCAUCUAUCUCCAGAAAGGUAUCCAGGUUCUUACUCGGCAAUGGGGCGCUGUUGGGGAAACCUCAGCCUACUUGGCCAUUAUGGUGGCGCUCCUUGUCCUCAUGGCUGCGUGGAUCUGUGGGGAGUUGGGGAACAGCAACCUCUUUCAAAGAUCUGUGCGAAAGUUCCUCGAGGACUAUGGUACCCCGUUGACCAUUAUCUUCUUCACUGGCUUCGUGCACUUUGGCCACAUGCGAGACGUAGAUGUCUCCACCCUGCCGACUAGCAAGGCUUUCUUCCCCACGCUCGAUCGGCCAUGGCUAGUCCAUUUUUGGAAUCUUGAUGCUAAGGAUAUCUUCCUGGCCAUUCCAUUCGCCCUCCUCCUCACAAUCCUUUUCUACUUCGAUCACAAUGUCUCGUCCCUCAUUGCUCAGGGUACGGAGUUCCCCCUUCGAAAGCCUGCUGGCUUCCACUGGGACCUCUGGCUGCUCGGCCUCACUACUUUUAUCGCCGGCCUUCUUGGAAUUCCUUUUCCCAAUGGACUCAUUCCUCAAGCUCCUUUCCACACUGCUGCUCUCUGCGUCACCCGCCAGGUGGCAGAUGAAGAUGACACAAACAAGGGCAAAGCUAUCCGAGUCACGGACCACGUAGUAGAACAGCGAGUCAGCAAUUUUGCCCAGGGGCUUUUGACCCUCGGUACGAUGACCGGACCGCUUCUCAUUGUUCUCCACCUGAUCCCGCAAGGCGUCAUGGCCGGCCUGUUCUUCAUCAUGGGAGUCCAAGCUCUCCAGGGCAAUGGCAUUACGCAGAAACUGAUAUUCCUCGCUCAAGACAAGAAUUUCACAUCAGCAUCCGAUCCCUUGAAGAGACUCAAGCGCCGUACCGCCAUCUGGGUGUUUGUUAUUAUUGAAUUGCUUGGCUUCGGUGCUACUUUUGCCAUCACCCAGACUAUCGCUGCUAUUGGGUUCCCUGUCAUCAUUCUCCUGCUGAUUCCGGUGCGAUCAUUCCUCUUCCCGCUCUGGUUUACCCGAGAGGAGCUGAAUGCGUUGGAUGCACCCACUGCCAGUCCUUUCACCAUGGAAAGUGUUGGCGGUACCCAUGGCUUGGAGGAGGAAGAGUCUACGGAUGCGACGCCCAGUGGGGCGGACAUCUCUUCAAGUGAUGGCAACGGGGUCCUGGGGGGCCGGCAUUCCUCAUCCCAGGAAUCUCCAGUCGAGGACAGUGAUUUGGAAAGAGGAGAGGCAUACGAGCUUCGAUCGACUGUUCGUCGACGCAGUACCACCAGUCGGGUUGACUAA
Penicillium canariense is the source of this 2016-nucleotide messenger RNA. Its product is annotated as anion exchange family protein. Lineage: Eukaryota; Fungi; Ascomycota; Eurotiomycetes; Eurotiales; Aspergillaceae. Gene Ontology annotation, molecular function: solute:inorganic anion antiporter activity; borate efflux transmembrane transporter activity. The coding region runs from base 1 to 2016 and encodes 671 amino acids. The transcript has 5 exons. Gene Ontology annotation, biological process: monoatomic anion transport; monoatomic ion homeostasis; transmembrane transport. Gene Ontology annotation, cellular component: plasma membrane; fungal-type vacuole. The record is from RefSeq and is a predicted model, not a curated record.